This is a messenger RNA of Mytilus californianus (California mussel), 3130 nucleotides long. RefSeq names its product sulfide:quinone oxidoreductase, mitochondrial-like. The record is from RefSeq and is a predicted model, not a curated record. Bases 335 to 1687 code for a protein of 450 amino acids. The transcript has 10 exons. Lineage: Eukaryota; Metazoa; Mollusca; Bivalvia; Mytilida; Mytilidae. Gene Ontology annotation, molecular function: sulfide:quinone oxidoreductase activity; FAD binding. Gene Ontology annotation, cellular component: mitochondrion.
UAAAGUUAAUUUUUUUAAACAACGAUGUCCUCGUAUGUCAUUAGCCUGAAACAAACUUGGGAAAGAGACAAUGCCAUUAUUUUUGUAAACGUGAUCUGUUUUACUGAGUACGAUCGCACGUAAUGUUUGUCACAGGUCAUUUAUUUCAAUGUAUACUGAAACGUGACGUGUCUUAUCCUACCAACAUGCGCAUUUUAUAUACUUCAUUCAAAUAACUUCCGGUUAAGAACCAAAACAAAUAUUUGCGGUUUCAAGGCCAUAUUUUCUGAUAGUGUGCACGUAUAUUCAACGUGUUGACAUCACUUGAAUUACUAAAAUCUUGAAAGAAUAAACAAUGAAAAGUAUGAAAUUGCUAGCGGUACUUCCAGGGAAUUGUAUUCAAAGUCUAUCAAAGAACUUUUCCACAGGACCGGCGUCCUUGCAGCGACACUUUAAAGUUCUUGUUGUGGGUGCAGGUGCCGGUGGAUGUUCCGUUGCAAAUAAAUUUGCGCAUCACGUUGGCGGUGAGAAAGUUGGAAUUAUUGAACCUAAUGAUGAGCAUUACUACCAGCCUAUGUGGACUCUGGUCGGGGGAGGUGUCAAGAAGUUACAAGAUUCUGUACAGAAGAUGUCAAAGUUACUACCUAAAAAAGGAACGUGGAUGAAAACCAAAGCAGUGGCCUUUGACCCUGAAAAAUGUACAGUUACUACAGCAGAGGGAGAAGAGGUCAAAUAUGAAUAUCUAAUAGUGUCGACAGGUCUACAGCUGAAUUACAACAAGAUUAAAGGUCUACCAGAAGCUUUUGAUACUGACCCAACAGUGUGCUCUAACUAUGAUUAUAACUACGUACAGAAAACAUGGCCAGCGAUCCAAAACUUCAAGGGAGGCAAUGCUAUCUUCACUUUCCCUAACACCCCUAUCAAAUGUGCAGGAGCACCACAGAAAAUAAUGUAUUUAGCUGAAGAUUGGUGGAGAAAGAACGGUAUGAGAGAACAAGCAAAUAUUAUAUUUAAUAGUUCAUUGGGUGUUAUCUUUGGUGUAAAGAAAUAUGCUAACAGUCUUAAUAAAGUGAUUGAAAGUCGAGGUAUGAAGGUCAACUAUAAGAGAAAUUUAAUAGAAGUCCGUCCAAAAACAAGGGAAGCUAUUUUCCAAAAUUUAGACAGUCCAACUGGAGAAACAGAAACAUUUAAGUAUGAAUUUCUCCAUGUGACUCCACCAAUGUCUACACCAGAUGUUGUUAGAGAUAGUCCAUUGGUAGAUGCCAAUGGUUUUGUUGAUGUUGAUAAGAACACUUUACAACAUAAGAAAUACUCCAAUAUAUUUGGAAUUGGUGAUUGUACCAAUGCACCUACCUCAAAGACAGCUGCUGCAGCAGCUGCACAGUGUGGGAUUUUAGAGACAAAUCUGAAAGCUGUGAUGGCUGACAAACCGAUGACUGCCCAGUAUGAUGGUUACACAUCCUGUCCGUUGAUCACAGCCAGAGGAAAAUGUAUUUUAGCAGAGUUUGAUUUUGAUGGCAAUCCCCUGGAAACAUUCCCAAUAAACCAGGGGAAGGAGAGGAUGACUAUGUAUCACAUGAAGAAAGAUGUAAUGCCUCAGAUCUACUGGCAUAUGAUGAUGAGUGGACAUUGGAAUGGGCCAGGUGUUUAUAGGAAAUUAAUGCACUUAGGAAUGGAUGGUCCAGAAAAGCAGGCGGCCUCUGCUUAGGAUAUAAGAGACUAUAUGAUGUUUUGGAGAAGAUGACUGAGAAAACAAUCAAGUGUAUUCUUCUGUGAUUAAAUAAAGAUUGAUACAGACAUUUAAAUAGUGAUAAAUGCAUAACAAACCAAAGUCAUAACUUUAGAAUUUUGUCAUAUUGACAUUCUUUUAUUGUUGGAUUAGAGAAAAGUUCUCUUAAUUUAAGUCCCAAAAAAUAUAUUUGCUUGUUUCCUGCCUCUUGGGUAAGCAGUUAGGUGAAAUUAAAUUACUUUUUAUAACUAUUAUAUAUUAACUACAGUGUAUAUACCUGUAUGGAAAAUUUCUGUACUUUUAAUGGUGCUUAACCAAAAAUGUCCAUAAAAUGUGUUAUGGUAGGCAUGAAUAUGCAUUGAAGGUAAGGAGGCAGGUAACAGAACAAUUUUUUUGAUUAGCUUUAUAACGAAAUGCAGGCCAGUUUUAUAAAUUGUGUUACACUUUAUUAUUGUUUUGUAUAAUGUUAAAUGUGAAUUUAAAGUAUUUAAGAUUGAUUGAGCACACAAAAGUUUAUAAAGUGUUUAGAAGAGUACAAUCCAUUGCAGUUUCAGAAAUUAGUAUUUUUUUGUAUGUUUUUUCAUUUUGUAUAGAAUUAUAUUAAAGUCACAAUGGAAAAAUACUUUGUUUUUUGAGAGUUCCAUAUAAAUGUUGUUCUUAACUUAUGUGAAAUCAUGUAGUUCAAAUGUAAAUUGAUCUAGUUUGCGAGUCAAUGUGAAAUAAGUAUAAAACUUGUCUAACCAGAUUUUUGUCAAACUAAGGAAUGUGUUACUGUGAUUAGGAAUUAUUGAUGUUUAUAAGAUUUACAAGGAAUUCUUAUGUUCCAAAAUGACCCCUUGGAUAUUUUAUGCACAAAAUUUUGCAGAUAAGGAAACUGACUUUGAUGUUUCUUCUUUUUAUAUACAUUUUUGCUUGACCAUCUGAUUGAUUUAAAAUAUGUUAUAUACUGUGAUCAUAUAUAUUUAAACUAAACUGUUGUACUAAAAUCUUUUGAUACCCAUGUAUUUUUAUUGUAUAUGAAGAGGUCUCCAAAACUGUACUCCUCUCAGGUCACAAUUUAUACAGUUCUAAACUGAUCUGAUUCUCGGUUUCAGACAUUUUUAAAGGUCAAAGGUCCUUUGAAGCGAGACCUCAGGUCGCAAGGUUGCCCUCCAAACAUCCACUUUACCAUGUUGUAGCCGCAUAAAGUAGCAUUUGAAAAACUUUGUUUAACAUUUAUCAAUAAAGAAAAAGGUUUAACUGUGAAAGGAAAAUACAAAAAGCAAAUAAGACAUUCCCAGCAUCUUGUUUUUAUGUUAACAGGUAAACAACACCAUUUUCUAAUUGUUUUCAGUUGAAUAAUUAGUAUUUAAAAUCUUUCAACUAUAUAUAUAUUUGUUAUUUGAAUUUUUUGAAUACAAUAAAUUAUUAUAUUAUUAUAAA